AUGAGUCCUCCAACAAUGAUAGCCAUCCUCCUAGUUCUCCUCGCAUGCCUCUGGUCACUCAUCUCUGCCUCCUCAAAAUCAAAACACCAAAAACUACCACCCGGCCCUCGGCCACUUCCCAUAAUCGGAAACCUCCACAUGCUAGGCAACCUUCCCCAUCGAACUCUCCAAAACUUGGCCAAACAAUACGGAGACAUCAUGUCCCUUCGUCUAGGCAAUGUUCCUACCAUUGUUAUCUCCUCCCCAAAAGCCGCCGAGCUAUUCCUCAAAACUCAUGACACUAACUUCGCCAGCCGGCCAAAAAUCCAAGCCUCCGAGUACUUGGCCUACGGCACAAAGGGCCUGGCCUUUUCCGAAUAUGGUCCCUAUUGGCGCCAUGUGAGGAAGAUCUGCACGCUUCAGCUCUUCUGUCCUGCAAAACUGGAGGCUUUCGCGCCGCUGCGGAAGGAGGAGCUGGGAGGGCUGGUGGGAAAGCUGAAGAGAGCAGCAGAGGAAGGUGAGGUUGUGGAUAUUUAA
Messenger RNA from Fragaria vesca subsp. vesca, 516 nucleotides. RefSeq names its product cytochrome P450 71D8-like. The coding region runs from base 1 to 516 and encodes 171 amino acids. The record is from RefSeq and is a predicted model, not a curated record. Lineage: Eukaryota; Viridiplantae; Streptophyta; Magnoliopsida; Rosales; Rosaceae. The transcript is spliced from 2 exons.